AUGCAGAUUCUGGAUUCCGAUGCGAAUCCCGGCGGGCUCUCUGGCUCGGGUGUAGUCGUCCAUGCCUUGCGAGGGCGUUUCAACACCGUCGCCAGCCUGCAGAGUUCCGAGCCGAGCCUUCACCGCUUCGCCGCGGCAUCGAGCGACUUUUCGGCGUCCAACCGGAUCGUGGUUGUGUGUUAUGACGAGAACAAGGGCGCGGUGUCUCAGGUGGCACGCUCGCCUCCGCUUCAACCGGUGAAGCAACUGCUCGACAUCUCCAACUCGGCAGACAGUCUUCGGUUCGUGCUCUCUGUGCGCGACAUAGAAGCCAAUGAAUCCGUCGUGAGGGUUGUGGACUUCGACACCGGCUCGCCUUCGUCGAUCGUCGUUUCCGCGAGCUCAGGUCCACUAGAGAGCAUAAUCAGAGCAAUCGAUUUCGACCCGUGCACGAUCCAGAGUCCAGAUUUGCGAGUGGCUGUCGUCCAUCCGGGCCUCGCAGUGCUCCUUCAGCAACGCGGCUCAACCCUCGAAUCCAUAUGCCGUUUCCAACCACCCAAGGUCGACUACACCACGAGGCUGAUAGAUCCCCUGGACACGUACAAGGACCGGUUCAUUACGGGCAAGUUCGACCUGCAUCAUCGGGACCUCUUCGCAUGUGCGAGUGGUGAGGGAUUCCACAUCCUGGAUUGGCGUCAGGCAGGUGAAUCGCCGGUGGCAGUGCGUAACGGCCAGUGCCAUUUCGCCGACGUGUUGGAUAUCGCCUUCAACCCGAACGUGCCUAAUCAGCUGGUUACCGCCGGCGAGGACGGUAAGGUCGCGUUCUGGGACCUACGCGCCACCUACGAGCCGCUAAACGUGCUAUCGGGCGACCACAAGAGCUGUAUUCAGUACGUCAGGUUCAACUCCUUCCAUGACCAGUUGAUACUGACUGGCGGGCCGAGCGCUACCGUGUUGCACUUGUGCGGCAGCGGCACCCACAGCGUCCACCAGUGCUCAGCCCCCAGCCGGUUGGGAUGCUGGAGCAGCAACGACGCUUGGCAUUUCGCCUCGCUUUCGGGAAACAACCUGGUGUUCGAGACGCUGCCCAACGCGGUCAAGUACAAGCUGCUGUUAUGA
Molecule: messenger RNA, 1098 nt
Organism: Babesia bigemina
Lineage: Eukaryota; Apicomplexa; Aconoidasida; Piroplasmida; Babesiidae
Product: -Protein tssc1 homolog
Exons: 4
Coding region: 1-1098 (365 amino acids)
Biological process (GO): protein ubiquitination
Molecular function (GO): protein binding
Source: RefSeq, a predicted model, not a curated record